Molecule: messenger RNA, 492 nt
Organism: Drosophila montana
Lineage: Eukaryota; Metazoa; Arthropoda; Insecta; Diptera; Drosophilidae
Gene: Vm34Ca
Product: Vitelline membrane 34Ca
Exons: 1
Coding region: 48-413 (121 amino acids)
Source: RefSeq, a predicted model, not a curated record
ACUCAACAUCGCAGUUCGCUUUUAGCCAAGUUCAGCAAACAAUCAACAUGAAAUUCAUUGUGCUCGCCGCCGUUGCCUGCCUGCUGGCCGCAUCCGUUGUUGCCGACAAGGAGGAGAAGAUGCUGGGCUCUGCUUAUGGUGGUGCUGGUGGUGGCUAUGGCCAGCCUGCUGCUGCGCCCGCUGCACCAUCUUAUUCGGCACCGGCUGCACCGUCCUAUGCCGCACCCGCUGCACCGUCCUACGCCGCGCCAGCACCAGUCUCUAUACCCGCACCGCCGUGCCCCAAGAACUAUCUGUUCAGCUGCCAGCCUAACUUGGCCCCAGUGCCAUGCAGCGCCCCAGCGCCCAGCUAUGGAUCUGCCGGUGCCUACUCCCACUACGCGCCCGUCUUUGCGUCCCGCCCAAUGUACUAGUAAUGGGAGGAUUCCAAAAACGCUUAACCGGACAUUUAUGAAAACAACACAAUAAAUAAAUACGAUUUGAUAACAGAAA